Cylicocyclus nassatus is the source of this 568-nucleotide messenger RNA. Lineage: Eukaryota; Metazoa; Nematoda; Chromadorea; Rhabditida; Strongylidae. The record is from the annotation of a GenBank genome assembly.
GCUGCAGGUAAAUCUACGUCCAAUGUGACGGUAGGAGUGUUAUGGGCCAGUUUCUAAGCUCUCACGGUAAAAAGGAAAGCAAAGGAACCGGAUCUCCCAGUACGGUACAGGGUAAACAGGGACCACUUGCUCGUCCUCAUUAUGAUCUUAUUUCCAAAUAUGCUGAAUUAUUAAGCAGAAGAGGCUACUUACCAGAGAUCUUUCUUGUACAUGAAACUUUGAGUUCCCAAUUUAUUGAUGAAGAUGGUGAUGUAGCUCAUGAAUUUUAUGCUGAAGAAAAAUCAGCAAAUGGCGAAUUGCGACGACUGCAAAGAGUGCUGAACAAUCUGCGUCCAAAGGGCAAAGAACAGUACGAAAUCCCACGACUUAGUCCAGAUGUGCCCGUUGUGAUGUGGGAAGUGGAGCAACAGUGCUAACACCAAUAAUGAUGCGGGUUCAGUGUACAGUCGAUCUCUCCGUCAAAGGUCAUUCAGCUGAUUUACAUUUGUUCAUUGCAGUCCUAGGUGUGAUAUAUGUGAGAUGAUUUAUUCAGACCAUUAUAACAUGACAUAAAUGUUCUUUUAUCUCG